This is a messenger RNA of Phycodurus eques (leafy seadragon), 7249 nucleotides long. RefSeq names its product SH3 and multiple ankyrin repeat domains 3b (gene shank3b). NCBI's taxonomy places the organism in Eukaryota, Metazoa, Chordata, Actinopteri, Syngnathiformes, Syngnathidae. Gene Ontology annotation, cellular component: postsynaptic density; dendritic spine; postsynaptic membrane. The record is from RefSeq and is a predicted model, not a curated record. Gene Ontology annotation, molecular function: ionotropic glutamate receptor binding; synaptic receptor adaptor activity.
UUAUAAAUUAAUUAUAAUAUUUUAAAGAGCUGACUAAAAAAACACUGGACCAUUUUUGGUAUUGUGACCAUUUUUCAUCUGCAAAUAAAUGCUCUAAGCGACAAUAUUUGUGUUAGACAUUUGGCUGUUAUAUUUUCAGUAGUUUACAGAAUAAAACAAAAAUGUUAAUUUGACUGAAAUAUAUACCAGAAAUAGCUGGUCUCUGAGUUUUUUCCAGACCUUUUAUCUUAUAUAUAUUAAUAUAUUACUUUUUCCAAAAGUUGCUUGUAUUUAUAAAUGUUUUUGAAAUGUUAUGUGUUAAUGUCUACAAUAAUUAUAAUUACAUUAAGCAAAAAUACAUGUGAAUCUCAUCUAAACAAGAAAAAAGAUUGAUGUUUCAUGCUGGUAUGUGUUAAGAAAUAUAGUCUGAUUAUGCUACAGUAGUCCAGUCAGUCCAGAGUUGAAAGUAUGGUAUUAUUUACAGUGAUGUUUAAUGAUAUAAUGAGGAAAUAGUUUGACGAAUUACUGACUUAAAUUGUUGGUUAAGAUUGGUAAAGUAUCCCUCAAAAGUAAAUAGUCGCUCACGUUUUAUGUGAUUGACAUGGUUGUCAUGGUAACUGGCCUCUAGCUCUUCAUACUAAUGAGUGACUUGAAAAAAAAAAUCACGAGCACUGAAUUCUGAAGUGCAUUGGUGAAGAACCCCAGCAGGGGGCGCCCUAGAACUGCAGCUGCUUAGCCGGUGAGUAUUGUGAUCUGUAUUCGAGUUUUUGUUGUUAUUUUUUAAAUAAACAUUUUGAAUACAGGAGAUCUUUGUUUUUUCUUCUUAGAUUCUUAGGUCUCAUUUGACCAUAUGCUUCCUUGAAGGGAUGCUGCCGACCGCGGCGACCAUGUUGCUCCAGGCAAGUUGUCGUCCUCAGUUGACCAGCCAAGAAAAAUCAAGGGAAUUUGAUAGAGUGGACAAUAUUAUAUACAUAUACAAUGGUGCCAAGAGAUACAAGUGACUUAUGAAAGAAUUUUGGCCAAUUGUUUGAUUUUGCUACAGUCUGGGAGAUUGUGAACAAUUUUAAAAAGAAGACGAUCACGCUUUUUUGUUUUGUUUGCUAAACACAAAACAAAGAGAAUUACACCUUGCGUAUUUAAAACAACCUCAUGACUUUGCCCUCGUAAACCCCAUUUAGCUCAAUGUUAACAAACAAUGCAAAACACAAUACGCCGGCGAACACGUCGAGAGACAAUAUAACUAAACUGACAUGUAUUCUUUAUCCUCUGCAAAGAAUGAUUCAUAUUACUGUGGCUUACUGAGGAGCGACUGUGUCCGUGUAUAUCUGUAACUUUAUAUUAUGCUGCUCCCAGGUGGCCAAGGGGCACAUACCAGAAGGAGCAGCACGAUGGCAGUUGAAAUGAAACAAAAAGAAUUGUGUACGGGUGGCUGUAACGGAUUGAAAUUUCUUUCUGUUAAGUUUUUGAGAACAACUAAAAUAGUGUCAGGGAGCGAUUCGAACAGAGCAAGGUUUCGUCUUUUAUUUCCCAUCAUGCACCAGGUGGGCUGUGAUUGGCCGGUGAAGGCUUUCCCUCUCCCUUGCCUGUUCUCGUGCAUCAUCGUCAUGGCAACGGGGCCGCUCCUCCACACCCACGCCGAUCACCCCGAUUCUCUCACUGUGGCGCGAGCGAGCAAGGCAAAAAAAGAGAGAAAGAGAGAUGUGUUUUCAAUCCCACGCGUUGGAGUGGGAGAUAACGUGCGCAUGCUCACGUGUGUGUGUGUGUGUGUGUGUGUGUGUGUGUGCGUGCGUGCGGGUGUGUGUGUGUGUGUGCGUGGGCUGAAGCGACCAGCCUUCCACUCGUCCUGCUUCUUCCUCUCUCCUCUUCAUCUUCUCGUCUCCAGAUUCUCUUCCUCCUGCUCCUCUUCCUCCAUCAUCAUCCUCUUCUUUUUUUUCCCAUCAGUCAUCAGGAUGGAGAACAAGUCGCUGCGCUGCUGGGAUGGGCCGACCAGCUCCCACAAUACCGUCUGAAGGUCUCCCCGCCGCCAUUCACCUGAGGCGCCCCGACCAGAUCCCGGACUUCGAGGCCGCCGAGCGUCCUCCUCCGAGUGGACCGGAUCGGACACGGAUCGGAAGCCUGAAGCUGUAACGCCGUCGGGCUCGGGAUCAGAUCGCUCGUUGGAAAAGUUUGAUGGGAGUGCUGCCAAAAGCCACAUGCCUCUGAGUCCGGCUGCUGACACCAAACAUGAUCGCCCACGCCAACAGGCGGUUACUAACGGCAACCCGACAGGCUCUACCGUUGCCCGGGACGCCGCCGCCGAGGACACGCCCUCUGGAAACAGCAUCGUGGUCCGCAUCGGCAUCCCGGACCUGCAGCAGACGGUAACACACACGCUAGCUAGCACACUUUUGUCCGCCGGCCGGCCGGAGGAGGAGGAAGUGACGGGAAUGCAAAGUGAAGAAGUGUCCCAUCGAACGUGUCCGUGUGUCCGUCUCUGGCUCUCUCAGAAGUGUUUGCGCCUGGACCCAGAGUUACCCGUUUGGACCAGUAAGCAGAGGGUUCUGGUCACCUUGACUCAGUCUCUCUCGGAUGUUUUGAACUAUGGUCUCUUCCAGCCGGCGUUCAACGGCCGAGCUGGCAAGUUUCUGGACGAGGAGCGACUUUUGAAAGAGUACCCUCUCCCCCCCAUCACGCCCAUCCCAUAUCUGGAGUUUCGUUACAAACGCAGAAUUUACACGCAGAGUUACGUAGACGACAAGCAGCUGGCCAAGCUGCACACCAAAGCCAACCUGAAGCGCUUCAUGGAACAUGUCCACCAGAAGAAUGUGGAGAAGGUUUCCAAAUGGCUGGAAAAAGGUCUCGAUCCCAACUUCCACGACUCGGACAGCGGCGAGUGCCCUCUGACCCUGGCCGUCCAGUUGGAGGAGAGCUGCGAGCUCAUCAAAGUUCUCCGCAGCGGUGGCGCUCACCUGGACUUCCGCACCAGGGAUGGUAUCACCGCUCUGCAUCGGGCCGUCAUGUGCCGCAACAGCGCCGCUCUCACGACCCUGCUGGACCUGGGAGCUUCUCCGGGCUACAAGGACAGCAGGGGGCUGACUCCCCUCUACCACUCUGCCAUGGUGGGUGGCGCCCCCUACUGCUGCGAGCUGCUACUGCAGGACCACGCCACAUUAGGCAUGACUGACGAGAACGGAUGGCAGGAAAUCCACCAGGCGUGUCGCCAUGGAAACGUGCAGCACUUAGAGCACCUGCUGUUCUACGGCGCUGACAUGAGCUCCCAGAAUGCAUCGGGAAACACGGCGCUGCACCUCUGCGCUCUCUACAAUCAGGACAGUUGUGCCAGAGUGUUGCUCUUCCGAGGAGCCAACAAGGACAUCAAGAACUACAACAACCAGACUGCCUUUCAGGUCGCCAUCAUCGCCGGGAACUUUGAUUUGGCAGAAAUCAUCAAGAUCCACAAAAGUUCUGACGUUGUAGUUCCCUUCCGAGAAUCUCCGUCGUACACCAAGCGCCGCCGCCUGGGAACCAUCAGGUCCCCGGCAGGAAACGGUCUGUCGUCACCGCGCUCUCUGAUUCGCUCGGUCAGCGACAACACCCUGGAAAGCCCCGCCUCCUCCCCCGGUCCGUCCAUGCAAAGCCUGGAAGCGCACCUGGACACGCACACGCACUCGCUACGCCGACACGCGCGCCGACUCAGUCCGAGUGGCGGUCAUGUGGAGAACAGCCCCCCGUCCUCGCCCCCCCUCACUCCACAGUUGAGGAAGAAGAGGCUGUACAGCGCCGUGCCUGGACGCACCUUCAUCGCCACGCGUUCCCAUGUACCCCAGGGUUCCGGAGAGAUCCAGCUGCACCGCGGCGAGAGGGUGAAAGUUCUGUCCAUCGGCGAAGGCGGAUUCUGGGAAGGAAACGUCAAAGGAAGAACUGGCUGGUUUCCUGCCGACUGCGUUGAAGAAGUUCAGAUGAGACACUACGACCCCCGACUGGAGACUAGGGAGGACCGCACCAAGAGACUGUUCAGACAUUACACGGUGGGAUCGUACGACAACUACACCUCCUACAGCGACUACGUGAUCGAGGAGAAGAUGGCCGUGCUGCAGAAGAGAGAGAGCGAAGGAUUCGGCUUUGUCCUGCGGGGAGCCAAAGCUGAGACCCCCAUCGAGGAGUUCGCCCCCACACCGGCGUUCCCCGCAUUGCAGUACCUGGAGUCUGUUGACCAGGGCGGCGUGGCCUGGAGAGCGGGUCUACGCACCGGGGACUUCCUCAUCGAGGUGAACGGCGCCGACGUGGUGAAGGUUGGCCAUCGCCAGGUGGUGGCACUCAUCCGGCAGGGCGGCAGCCGCCUGCUGAUGAAGGUCGUGUCCGUUUCCCGCAAGUCGGACGCCAAUCUUAUCAGGAAGAAAGCCCCUCCUCCUCCCAAGAGAGCCCCCAGUACUUCGUUGACACUACGAUCCAAGUCCAUGACUGCUGACCUGGAGGACAUCGCCAGGAGGAGGCGCUUUGAGAAACUGGACGACAUGUUGGCGGGGAACACACAGGAAGUGGUUCUGCGGUCCCGGCCCUCCGACGACUUCAGGGCGGCCACGGUAAAGCAGAGGCCCACCAGCCGGAGAAUCACUCAGGCCGAGAUAAAUUCAUUGUUUGAGCGUCAGGGUCUGGUUCCGCCGUCGGGCCCAGAGAAAAGCACCAUGGCGCUUCCCAGAGGAAUGUCCAGAACCAAAAGUUUUGGCACCCCUGAGGACGAUCGCAUCUCAGCUCUGAUCCACGAAAGUCGCUUUCCUCGGAGCUCCUCUCUGACUGACAGCUUCAUCCCGCCGCCUCCCCAGACGGCGCCGCCCCCUCCUCCGUCCCCGCUCUUCCUCCUGGACUCGGGGCCUCCUCCCUCCUUCCUUCCCCCUCCUCCCCCCGCCAGAGGGGAGGGACUGACCCGGUCCAGCUUCAAACCGGGGUCCGAGCCCAGGCUUCAGGAGCUGUCGGAAACGCCGUCCAGGAGCCACGCUGAGCGUCAGAGAAAGGCGCGCUCCAUGAUCAUCCUGCAGGAUACGCCGCCUCAGCUGCAGCCAGAGAUGCACUCCGCCGCCAUGCAUGUAUCCUCCUCGCACACCUCCACGCUGUCUCUCCACACUGGCGCCCUCGGACACUCGCCGCUGUCACGCCGCCGAGGACGACCCAUCGAAAACCCUUACGCCAAUGUGGGACAGCAGGCCCCCCCAGCCAAACCUCAGAGGAGGAAGUCGCCUCUCCUCAAACAACUUCCUGUGGAGGAGCAAGGCCUCAGAGACCAGGAUGCAAAGUCGGAGACGAGUGCCCCCGGUAGCCCCAGCAGGGCAGAGCUCUACCAGCAGCAGGUUCUGUCUGAGCGCGCUCGCGUCCACGGCCGCCGCUCCUCCCUCUUUUUGUCCGUAGAGGGCGCCAUUUCCGACAACCAAGCGCCUCCUCUCCUGACUCAGAGUCAUUCCAUGGACGACCUGGGCGAGCUUCCUCCUCCUGCGCCAGUCCUUUCACCCUCACCCACCCCGCACACCUUCCUGCACCCGCUCACCGGCAAGCCUCUCGAUCCUUCGUCUCCGCUCGCCCUGGCUCUGGCCGCACGAGAACGAGCGCUCACCGCCCGCACGCCGAGCCCCGAGCCACGAACCAAACACGCCUCGGCUUCCACCACGCCCAUCCCCACCCCGGCCGCCAGCCCGGAGGGUCGCCAUAAGCGCACCCCCGUCCCCACCCCGCAGAGCAGCCCCGAACCUCGCUCCAAGCGCACCACCCCACAGACCAGCCCUGAGCAGCGAAGCAAGCGCACCACCCCUCAGAGCAGCCCUGAGCUCCGGCACAAGCGCAUAACUCCGCCUCUCUUCCCUGACGGACAGGUGGAGCGUCCCGAAGCUGAGGGCGGCGUUACGUCCCCCGCGGGGCCCUCCCCUGAACGCUGGAGGCCCGUCCCACUGGCCAACCUGGCCAAUGAGAGCCACUCGGCUGUGAUUGACAGGCGUAGAAGUCUGACUAUUGGGAGCUCAGAGGAAGAAGGCGGUGCCUAUACAGUGACCCUCCCACCCGCGUUAUUGUCAUCCAGUGACGAGGAGACAAGGGAAGAGCUACGGCGCAUCGGUCUGGUGACACCGCCUCCUGGUUUCGCCGCCCCUCCGUCCCCCCUCUCUCUGACCCCACGUCGUGGCGGUGAGGGCGACACAGGGGAUGAUGACAAGGAGCCUCGUGAUGGCUCGCUGCCUCCCUCCAUCACCUUGGCGUCGCCCCCCGCCCCGCCGUCGCCCUCCUCGCCACCCGCCGGCCACCCCUCCUCGGCCCUCAAACCCCGUCUCCGCUCGCCCAUUGGCCGUGGCCGCUCGGCCCUCAGGGACCCUCUGCUCAAGCAGUCUUCUGACAGCGAGCUGCUCCCAUCCUCGCCCGCCUCCGCGGCCGCUGCCCGCCAGCCGCGGUACCUCUUCCAACGGCGCUCCAAGCUGUGGGGAGGCGGCGGCGACGAGGAGGGCCGGCCCGCGGCGCUGGGCGGCCAAGGGUCAGCCUCGGCCCUGGAGUUGAGCGGCAAGGCCGAGUCGGGCCUGGACCUCGCCAACAGACUCCACCUCCUCAACAAAGAUAGCCACUCCCUGGGGGAGGAGCCCAGCCCCCUUGACCCUGGACGCAGGUCCCCAGUAGGUGGGGCCAGAUGUGUGGAGAGUGGAGAGAGCAAAUCGUUGUUCUCCAGUCUGGGCGAGCUGCACACCAUCUCCCAGCGAGGAUACGGCACCACCUACACGGUCCGACCGGGAAGUCGCUACCCCGUCACCCGCCGCAGCCCCUCCCCCUCCCCGUCUCCCUCCCCCUCCGAUAGGCCGUCGGGCCUGGGCUCCUCCCCCUCCCCCUGCUCCGAGCGCCCGGACCUGAGCUCGGGCCGCGCCCUGACCAUCCUGAAAUCGUCCAGCCUCAGCCUGCCGUCGGAGCCCAAGGAGGUCCGCUUCGUCAUGCGCAGCGCCAGCGCUCGAACCCGCUCCCGCUCGCCCUCGCCCUCCCCUCACGCCUCCCCGUGCCCAUCGCCGGUCCUCAGUGGCCCCCUGCUGGCGCUCAGACCCUGGAGGCAGCGCCCGCUCAGCUUGUGGAACAAGUACGACGUGGGCGACUGGCUGGAGAGCGUCGGGCUGGCCGAGCAUCGCCAGCGCUUCCAGGAUCACGAGAUCGAAGGCUCGCACCUGCCCGCCCUCACCAAGGACGACUACGUGGAGCUGGGCGUCACCCGGCUGGGCCACCGCAUCAACAUCGAGCGUGCCCUCAGACAACUAUUGGACGCUGCCACUUGACCACU